AUUUGUUAAGCUGGAGUGAGCUAAUUAAGCGUUACGAGGCCAUCAGCAACGCCCAGCACCAGGAGACAAAUCAUGAUGAUGAUCAGCAAAUGUCUGUGGAGAUCGCAAGGCUGAGGCGUGAGUGUGACCAACUCAAGGCCAACAUAAGGAGGCAGACCGGAGAAGACCUUGCAUCCGCCAAUACCGAUGAGCUUGACAAUCUGCAGAAGCAGCUCGAGUCUACACUAGGCAAAGUCCGUGACAGGAAAGAUGAGCUACUGAACCAGCAGCUGGACGAAUCACGGCGCAAGGUGCACAUCUUGGAGGACCAUAACCGUCGCCUGCGCCAAAUGAUCAACGAAGGCGGGCACCAUCGUUCUUCCGUGGAGGCACCGUUGGUGGCUGCAGUGGAUAUGGCGUCACCAGCGACAGCUUCCGGGGGCUUGGAGGUUGGCCACGUCACCUUGGGGCCUUGGAGGUGUGGCGGACCACGGUCCCUCGCCGACGGGGAGUUUCCGUUCUUAAUUUAGUUUGCUUUUCAGUCUCUCUUUUGGGAUGGUGAGGCGGCGGCUACAUCCUGAAGUCAGAAUAAGGUCCUCCCCGCCCUAUCCUCGCUCCGGUGGUGCAUCUAGCGCUGACGGAGGGCGCGUGGAGUUGUGUGCCCAUCGGAUCUCCUGGGAUCCGGUCGGUUUUCAUGUUUAUUGGUGUGGUUUCAUGAUAGUUUCUUCCGAUCUACGGUUGUCAUCAUUGGCGAUGGUUGCUGCUCUUGUGCGCUGGUCCUUUGGGAUCUUAGCAUGACGACUUCCCGUCUGUCUACUACAACAAGCUCUACUACGACAAGCUUUGCCCGACUCCGGCGAUGGAGGGGCGAGGACAGCGGCGCGCCUUCGGCUCGUGCUAGUGUUUGUAGUCGUCGCUAGGUGGUCCGAGUACCAAUUUGUAAUUUUUUU
This is a messenger RNA of Lolium perenne, 929 nucleotides long. RefSeq names its product MADS-box transcription factor 30-like. Gene Ontology annotation, biological process: positive regulation of transcription by RNA polymerase II. The record is from RefSeq and is a predicted model, not a curated record. Gene Ontology annotation, cellular component: nucleus. Gene Ontology annotation, molecular function: RNA polymerase II transcription regulatory region sequence-specific DNA binding; protein dimerization activity; DNA-binding transcription factor activity. NCBI's taxonomy places the organism in Eukaryota, Viridiplantae, Streptophyta, Magnoliopsida, Poales, Poaceae.